AUGGCGAGGUCAGCACAGCAACGAUAUGCCGAGAUUUUUAGAGACGUCGAGGAUUUGAUACUCGAUCAUAUCAAUCAGCAAGCUGUGUCGAAUCCAAGGUCUAAACUGAAUAUGCUGGUGCCGACCAUCUCUGCCUUUUUUACACCUCUUGCUCUAGAAGAUGCUUUCCGCUAUCAAGAUGCGAAGCGCGCCAUCUCGUCACGUCGUUUUGUCGCGCCUUCGUUCAAUGACAUCCGGCUGAUCCUCAACACCGCCCAAGUGAUGGCGAUGAUCCGGCCAAAGCCAUACAGGCAAUUGAAAACCAAGCUGAACCCCGGCCUCAAGCUUCUGACCUUCGAUGGUGAUGUCACAUUGUAUGAGGACGGUGCUUCUCUACAUUCACCUGAGGCGAAUCCCGUCAUCUUACGACUCCUUCACUUUCUGGCCGAGGACGUCAAAAUUGGGAUCGUGACAGCCGCUGGAUACAUGCAACCCGAGCACUAUUUCAAUCGACUGUCUGGCCUCCUGCUAGCUGUCAAAGCUUCAACUAAUCUUAGCGCUGCCCAAAAGUCCAAUUUAAUCAUCAUGGGCGGUGAAUCGAAUUUCCUCUUCGUGUUCGAUGAAAAGGAGGAGCACUGCUUGCGGUAUAUCCAUCGGCGAGAAUGGAUCUUGGAUACUAUGAAACAUUGGUCGGAAUCAGCCAUCCAAGAACUUCUGAACGAUGGCGAGUCUGCGUUCCAGUCGUGCAUUCGCACGCUUCGUUUGCAGGCAAAGGUACUCCGGAAAGAACGAGCGGUUGGAAUCUAUGCAGCUGACCAGUCCAAAAAGCUCACCCGUGAACAACUUGAAGAGACUGUUCUGGUGGUUCAGCAGGUAGUGGAGACCUCGAUCAUCACAGCUAACUCUGCAAAACCGGCCCCUUAUGCGGAUAUCCCUUUUACCGUCUUCAAUGGAGGUGCCGACGUUUUCCUGGACAUUGGGGACAAGUCACUGGGGGUACAAUCAUGUCAGAAAUGGUUUGGAGGUAUUCCACCGUCUAGCACGCUGCAUGUCGGUGACCAGUUUCUGAGUGGAGGUGGCAAUGACUUCAAGGCCAGAAGUGCAUGCUGUUGUGCGUGGAUUGCCAGUCCGGCAGAGACCGUGGCACUCUUGGACGAAAUGAUAGCUCUGGGAAAGGGCGAAUAG
Molecule: messenger RNA, 1164 nt
Organism: Fonsecaea erecta
Lineage: Eukaryota; Fungi; Ascomycota; Eurotiomycetes; Chaetothyriales; Herpotrichiellaceae
Exons: 2
Coding region: 1-1164 (387 amino acids)
Biological process (GO): inosine salvage; nicotinamide riboside biosynthetic process; nucleotide metabolic process
Molecular function (GO): magnesium ion binding
Source: RefSeq, a predicted model, not a curated record